This is a messenger RNA of Folsomia candida, 1164 nucleotides long. RefSeq lists its product as uncharacterized. The transcript is spliced from 4 exons. Bases 229 to 1158 code for a protein of 309 amino acids. The record is from RefSeq and is a predicted model, not a curated record. NCBI's taxonomy places the organism in Eukaryota, Metazoa, Arthropoda, Collembola, Entomobryomorpha, Isotomidae.
ACGUAUUUGGGUGUGUGUCGAAAAUAAAUAAUAGUUACUGAAAUAUCUUUGAAACAACGUUUUAGAUAAUUACACUUGUAAGUGUAAUUAUGUGUAUGUGCAAAUAAUCGAAUAAUCAAAUAAUGAGGGAGUUCAUUAUUCCUUCGUAUCCUUAGUAAUCGAAACUUAAGUUACGACGGUUACGAGAUUUUGCAAGCGUGGUUCAGAUACUGAAAAUUUGCCGACAACAUGGAGAAUUUCAGCGACAAAAAUCGACACAACGUGGAGUUGCGGUCAACUUUUUCCCCAGAGGAGAUGAGUUCUCCAAAUUUUAUUCCAGACUCGAAAAAUGUGAACGAAGCUAUGUCGAAAAUUUUCAGGAAUACGUUGAUUCUCGACGUCAUCUUUGCCAAGCUCGAUGUCCCUGAUUUGAAAACGUGUCGCCCCGUCUGCCAAGACUGGGCCGACGUGGGUGCGACUUUUCUAGGAAAACGGACGAUCUUCCGGCUCAACGAGAUUUUUACCUACACGGAGCCCAACUUCGAUGAGAUGCCCCCCAUCAACGACAAACUGAUGCGACGUGUCCUCCUCUCGGAUAAUUGCCACUCGUCCAUUCCGUCACUCGAUAAGAAGGCUGAAGUUUUUACAAAAACGUUUUCCCAACUAACUAAAGUGUCUCGAUUAAUUCAGGAAAUUAAUUUUGUCACCCGGCAGACUGAACUUGUCCCCAUUUACCUGGAAGGAUUUAGGGCGUUGAGGUGCACGAAAAUCGAAAAAAUAAGCAUCCACUGUGACCAAACUAAGCUAAACACAAUUCCAGCCGAGGCGUUUCAAAAACUCCCGCCCCAACCCGGCUUGACCUCGCUCAAGUGCAUUAUUCAUUCAAGCUGUCGGAGAUCCCCGAGGUCUCCCGACAUUCAACCCCUACUCCAAAUCUGGAUCGAUUCUGCCCCCAAUUUAACCACUUUGGACGCCAUGGCGUUUCUUUAUCCAAAUUUGGAGGGGUGCAAAAAUCUCAAAGUGCUGAAAUUUAGAUUAAUGACACACUUUGGGGAUUUGGGCAGCCUCUAUUUGAGGAACGUGACCAAGAUGCUUGGACAGGUGAAGGAUUCCUUGAUCGAGCUGGAAUUGGGAAAUUGGUUGCCUCAGUACGAAUCCAUGGGCCAGGUAAAGGUUUAGUAUGGA